Messenger RNA from Diospyros lotus (date-plum), 1218 nucleotides. RefSeq lists its product as uncharacterized. The record is from RefSeq and is a predicted model, not a curated record. The transcript has 3 exons. Lineage: Eukaryota; Viridiplantae; Streptophyta; Magnoliopsida; Ericales; Ebenaceae. The coding region runs from base 112 to 930 and encodes 272 amino acids.
CAGGUGUGACUCGAGGUUUUCCCAAGCUAAAUCGCGUCUACUGAGCUCUCCGAGGCUCUAGCCCAGUCGUGGUUGUUUUUUCUUGACCUCAGCCUUUAUUCUCCUGCUGAAAUGGUGAGCACAGCUUUUAUCUGGGGGAAGAACAAACGGAGACCCGUGGAGGACGAGGGCGCCCCAGCUCUUACGGGGGGAAAGGCUGCCUUGAAUGCUCCUCCUGCUGAGGAAGGAGAGCCUAGUCGUGCUAAAAGGAAGAGGACUUCCCAUCCUCCGAGAGAGCUCAUGCCAGCCCCGGAGUCUCCUCCCCAUAGUCCAGACCAUGUUCCUGAUUGGGGAGUGAAGGCAAGUGAUCUCAGCCGGAACACUCAGGUGGCCAGACGUAUGAUUCAUCACUUUGCCACUCCCGCCGAUCGUCAGGUGUUGGCCGAGCAGUCCUCGGAGGCCGUAGAAGCCACAUUGUGCAAGUAUCUGGCCCAGGUGGUCACACUCGUUUCGGACUUUUCCGGACGUUUCUCUCAAGCUUCCAAGAAGACCUUGGAACUAGACACCCAGCUGCAGGAAAGAGACGAGUUACUGGAGAGCCACAGGAAAAACUUGGAUGAGUUGUCCUCCCAGCGGCAGGCUUCAGACCUACGUAUCCAGGGGCUAGAGGCAGAGCUGUCUCGGAUGAGCUCCAAGCUAUCUCGGGCGAACUCAGUCAUUCGCCAAUACGAGCGCAAGUAUGCCGAGCCCAUCAAGCUUCCUGAGGUAGAGGAGUUCCUCCAGAAGAACCUGCAGGACGCUUGGACAAAGGGAUUCCAAGCUCAUGAGACAGAGGUAUUACGAGCUCAUCCAGACUUGGACAUGUCCACUGUUCGGUCUGUUGCGGAGAUUGUGGCCGGGAUGGAGGACUCGGAGAUGGCUGACGAUGGUGAUGCGCCUCCUGAUGCUUGAGCUCUUCUUCUUCUUCUUUUUUUUUUUUAGCUAGGGCCUUUUUGUACUUCCCCUAUUAUCAUGUAUUGGAUCCUCUGGUUUUUAUAUAGUACUUCACUUUGACUGUUCAUCUUUUGCUUGCGAACAUAUGGACUGAGACUAGUUGAGCCUCGAUCCCUUCCAUAGUUGACGAGGGUGAAUUUGACUCUUGGUUCUCCCUUGGUCGACUAUCAUGGGGGUGCUGUGUUGUAAUUUUUCCUUGGCCAUUAGUCCACCGUUGGGGACAGCCUAGGGCUCGUGACCCUUGGA